Messenger RNA from Gigantopelta aegis, 759 nucleotides. Its product is annotated as putative cyclin-dependent serine/threonine-protein kinase DDB_G0272797/DDB_G0274007. NCBI's taxonomy places the organism in Eukaryota, Metazoa, Mollusca, Gastropoda, Neomphalida, Peltospiridae. The coding region runs from base 1 to 759 and encodes 252 amino acids. The record is from RefSeq and is a predicted model, not a curated record. The transcript is spliced from 2 exons.
AUGGUGAUAAUAGAGGAACUAAGACCUGAAGGUGCUCUUGUCAAACUCGCACCUCAUGAAGCCAUUCAGAAAGAUGAAACGUUAUCAUUUGAUAAUGCUCUGUCAACUGGUUCCUUUAAUUUUCAAUUAUCUGAUGUUCAAAGUGAUGAGAAUGAAACUUUCCAACCUCAGCAGUUUAAGGUUGAUGAACAAAAUUUGACUAGUGAACAGAUAGCAGACUAUGCUCGAAGACUAGGAUUUUUUGAUGCUGAGGAAGCAGCAAUGAAACAAAGGAUAAGCAAACAUUAUCAGGACAAAUACUACCAACUUGAAGAAAUUCACCAACAACAAUUAACAAGACACUCUCAGUUACAAGAUGAAUAUAUGCAGUUACAAGAAAAUCGUCAACAGCAACAAGAAGAGCAUUAUAAGCUUGAUAUGACCCACAAACAGCAACAAAAGGAGUAUACCAAACUACAAAUGGUACACCAACAACAAAAUGAAGAGCUCUCCCAGUUACAAGAUCGCCACAGACACAUACAAGAAGACUUUUUUCAGCUACAAGAGGCUUAUCAACAGAAACAGAGAGAUCACUCACAGCUAUAUGAUGAUUUUAUUAAGUUACAAACAGCUCACCAACAGAAGAAGAAGAAUAUUCUUUGCUACAAAAAGAACAUCAACAGCAACAAAAGGAGUUUUCUCUCGGCUACGAGAGACUCAUCAACAGCAGCAAGAACAAUUUUCUCAAUUACAAAGAGCUCACCAGCAGCAACGAAAUGA